Molecule: messenger RNA, 3143 nt
Organism: Aphidius gifuensis
Lineage: Eukaryota; Metazoa; Arthropoda; Insecta; Hymenoptera; Braconidae
Gene: SF1
Product: splicing factor 1-like
Exons: 6
Coding region: 309-2330 (673 amino acids)
Biological process (GO): regulation of mRNA splicing, via spliceosome
Cellular component (GO): nucleus
Molecular function (GO): mRNA binding; zinc ion binding
Source: RefSeq, a predicted model, not a curated record
UCACAAGUUUGCUUGGCUCUCUCUCUCUAACAUCGCCAUUUUUUUUAAUAAUAAUAUAUAAAGAAUAAAGAUUAUAUUUUUUAUUGCAAUGAGACCAAUUAUUAUGAUUGCAUGAGCUUGCAUAGGCUUGUGUGUGUUUUAAGUCAUAAAAAUCAUUUAUUACAAGGGUAUGAUUUUAUAAAUUCAAUGCAAUAAGUUAAAAUUUAUCAACCGGAAGUUUUUACAUUGACAAAAUAAAACGACAAUAUUCACUCCAAAUUGAUACAUAAAAUAAAUUUAUUUGAGAGAUACUCCAUUUAACAAACAGAAUGAAUCAAUCAAGAAAUUUUACGUCAUUAUUAAAUCCAACUUAUUUGCAAAAUGCACAAAGUGCAAAUAGUGCAAGUGCAGCGGCUGCUGCUGCUGCUGCUGCUGCAGCUGCUGUAUCAGCAGCAAUUGCAAAUGGUACAGCACUCAAUUCCAGUCAAUCUUCAUCAUCAUCAUCAGGAAAAAAACGUGAUCAUGAAGGUGAUAAAUAUGAAAAAGAAUCCAGAGAAGAAAGAAGAAAAAAACGUAAAUCAAGAUGGGGUGGUGAUGAGCAUGAUAAGACAUUUAUUCCUGGAAUGCCAACUGUUCUACCAACAAAUUUAACAGCUGAUCAAGAAAAAGCAUAUCUUUUUCAGCUGCAGAUUGAGGAAAUCAGCAGGAAAUUGAGGACUGGAGAUCUUGGAAUAUCGAUCAAUCCAGAAGAAAGAUCACCAUCACCAGAGCCAAUUUAUAGCAGUGAUGGAAAACGACUAAACACCAGAGAAUAUCGUACAAGACGUAAAUUGGAAGAAGAAAGACACAGUCUUAUACAACAAAUUAUGAAAAUAAAUCCUGAAUUUAAACCACCACCAGAUUACAAACCACCAAUAAUUCGUGUUAAUGACAAAGUCAUGAUACCACAAGAAGAACAUCCAGAUAUUAAUUUUGUUGGAUUACUCAUUGGACCACGUGGUAACACAUUAAAAUCUAUGGAAAAAGAGACUGGUGCAAAAAUAAUAAUACGUGGUAAAGGAUCAGUUAAAGAGGGCAAAGUUGGUCGUAAAGAUGGUCAACCAUUACCUGGUGAAGAUGAGCCAUUGCAUGCAUAUAUAACAGCUAAUAAUUUGGAAGCUGUUAAAAAAGCUGUUGAAAGAAUUCAUGAAAUAAUAAGACAAGGUGUUGAAGUACCAGAAGGACAAAAUGAUUUACGUCGUAAUCAAUUACGUGAGCUAGCAUUGUUAAAUGGUACAUUACGUGAAAAUGAUGGUCCACGUUGUACAAAUUGUGGUGCAUCUGAUCAUAAAUCAUGGCUGUGUCCAGAUAAGCCAAAUGUUACUAAUAAUAUUGUUUGCUCAAGCUGUGGUGGUGCUGGUCAUAUUGCACGUGAUUGUCGUUCAAAACGUCCUGGUCAAGGUGGUCCAGCAGCAGCGGCUGCAAUAGCAGCUGGUAAUGGUGGUGGUAAUGGUAAUGGUGGUGGUAGUGGUAUGGGUCCAGCUGGUGAUAAAGCUAAAAUUGAUGAAGAAUACAUGUCAUUAAUGGCUGAAUUGGGUGAAGGACCACCACCAGAUAGAUCAAAAACAAAUCAAUCUCGUUCAAAUCAAAGUACAAAUUAUCCUGGUUUAUUUGAUAGACAACAAGCACCAAGAGCAUUAAUGGCAGCACCAGCUCAUCCACCACAAAUGAUGCAAACAGGACAAAUGAUGGCACCACCAGGUAUGGCACCACCAUGGUCACAACAAGAUCCAAACAGUAUGAAUAACAUGAAUAACAUGAAUAACAUGAACAAUAUGAACAAUAUGAAUAACAUGAACAGCAUGAAUGGUAUGAACGGUAUGAAUGGCAUGAAUAAUAUGAAUAUGCAAUGGCAACAACAACCAGUUAGUAUGCCACCACCACCAGGUGUUAUGCAACCACCACCACCACCACCUGGAUCAACGCCAAAUCAACAAUCUGGUAAUAUACCACCAUUGAUGCCAUGGAUGACUGGUAAUCAACAACCACCACCACCACCUCCACCACCACCUGGACAAAUGCAACAAAAUCAAAUGGUACCACCUGGUAUGGGUAUACCACCAUGGCAACAGGCACAACAAAAUGCAAUGAGGCCACCACCACCUGGUACUGCACCACCACCAGGUUAUCCAGGAUGGCCACAACAACAGCAUAUGACUGCUUGGCCACCAGCUGCACCAGUUCCACCACCACCACAAUCACAGCAACAACAACAGCAACAACAAUCAAUGCCAGCACCACCUGGUAUUGAUUUAAAUUCAUUGCCAAAUUUACUUGCACCUCCACCACCACCACCUCCACCAACUAGUUAGUUUUAUUUUUCAAAAAAAUUUCUAUCAAAUGAAAUACUAUAGAAAUCAUUUAUUUUAUUUUAUUUUAUUUUAUUUCUCACUACAAUUUAUUUAAUCGUCAAAUGAAAAUAGACUUUAAUAACUAGAAUUAACAAAAAAUAAAUAAAUAAAUACACAACAAUAUUUAGUUUAUUGUGAAAUACAUAAAAUAAAAAUUAGCAAAAAAAUAAUUAUUUUAUUGGUAUAUAAAAAAAUUGAAAAUUCAAUUAAUUAUUCAUGUCAAGCUAAUUUAAAUAGUCGAUUUUUGCACGAUGACCAAUUUUUCAUUAUAUAUUGAAAAUAGGAUUUUAAGCUUGUUAUUAAUUAUUCAUUCAAUAAUUUUUUUUUUUUUUUUUUUUCAAUUGUAAAUUUGGCGCACAUUAUUUUAUUUAUUUAUUUUUGUCUGUACACACUGUGACUAUUAUUGACAUUAUUACAUGUCAUAAUAUUUUUUUCGAAAAAAAUUAAUUCUGUAGAAAAAAAGCGAUAAUUAUUAUUAACAAAAAUAUUCAUGAUUAUUUAGAUGAAAAAAAUUGAUUAGUGAAUAUUGUUUUUAUUAUAAAAAAAAAAUAUGAAUAAUUGAAUAAUGUUUUUUCUCAAUAAAUAAAUAGCAAUUUGACACAUUUUAAAUAAAAAUAGUAAAAAAAAUAAAAUAAUGAAAUAUAUAUAUAGGUAUAUUAUUAUAAUUAAAAUAAAUAGGAUGAAUUAAUAAUGAUGAUGAUGAUGAUUUGGCAAAUGAUAAAUGUAAUGUGUAAAUUGUACACAGUAUAAUAAAAAAAAAAUUAUGUUUAAAAA